This is a messenger RNA of Brassica rapa (field mustard), 4547 nucleotides long. RefSeq lists its product as uncharacterized. Gene Ontology annotation, molecular function: protein binding. Lineage: Eukaryota; Viridiplantae; Streptophyta; Magnoliopsida; Brassicales; Brassicaceae. The record is from RefSeq and is a predicted model, not a curated record.
CCUGGGCAUUGGCCUUCAGUAUGUUCUUUCAUUUAUUGCUGACCAUUAACAUGAAACGUGCAACAAAAUAUAGCCUUGUAGAUGGUAGAGAUCACAAGAUCAAGUGAUCAACAAGACUGACAGGAUUAGAUACUAUAAGUUUAUUCCAAUUAAAAGCAACGAAGUGUUGAAUGAAGAUAACCUGUGGCGAACCAUAUAUUUCCCAUUAUGAGCAAUAAUUGUAAUCAUCCAGGUGGUAAAUUUCAACAAGUUAAACACAUAGCAAUGGAAAAAUAACUAUGCAUAGCUUAGCUACGUGAUCCUCAUACAGUCAAAAUCUCGAAUCUUUUCACAAAUAUGUAUAAAUCCCACACUGCCCUAUAACCAUUUUUUAUCGGUGUAACAAGACCAACUCUGAUUGAAUUAAUUAACAUUUCUAGAAACCAAACAAACAAAACGAAUCAAGCAGAUCUAACAUGGGUCGCGUGGAGCAAAGACUUCUCUAGAAUUUUCUAGACACUUCAAGUAGAGAUGGCUGGAUUUUUUUGGACUAUGUCAUACCUUCCUAACAAUAUGUAUAUUACAUCGAUUUGAUUUGAGACGGAUCUUAUCCCUAUCUUUUUAAAUAUCAUAUCCAAACAAAACUUUACAUUAAUUAAAGGUUAAGCAGAACAUUUAAUUUUUUCUAAAUAUGCCUGAAUUUUUAAAAACAACCUAUAAUAUGAUAUCUGAAACGUGUAUAAUUUUAGAUGUUUUUUGAAAUUUUUAAUUUUCAUUUAACUUAUUAUAUUUUUAAUGUUUUUGUAGAUUUACUUUAUAAACUGAUUUAUUUAUGGAAGCUAAUAUGGAUCGCGGGAAAUCCGCUAUUGGAUAUUAUUCUUAACCCGACCCGGUGAAAAUACCCGUUUAAAAGUUACGCGCACAUCCGUUAAAUAGUCCAACGUACCUCCCCAUAUUGAUACAGUCAGUUAAUGCUAACGUUGCCGUCCCAGUCACAGUUAAGCAAAACUACUCUGAUAUUUAAUACAAAAGAAAAAUCGACCGUUUAUAAACGGCGUUUGCUCACCAUAACUGCACCACCAUGACCACCGUCUACUCCGCUUCAGCCACCGUAACGGAAGGCACGAAAGUUUCCCCCCGGAGGUCGAAUAAUAACGGAAGAAAUGGAAAGUUGCGGGUGAUUUGUAGAUACGGCGGUAACAUAGUAUCGCAGCGCUACGUGGGCGGAGAUACUCGUAUCGUGGCCCUUCCCCCCGCGGCGGAGACGAGCUUCGCUUCGCUAGUUAGCCACCUUGCGGCUACGCUCGGAGUCUCUUACGACUUCAAGGUGAAGUACCAGCUCCCUGAUCAGGAGCUGGACUCGCUCAUCUCCAUCGCGACGGAUGAGGACGUUCAGAUCAUGAUGGAGGAGCACGGAUAUCUCACGUGCGAGCCGUCAUCGGCUCCGAAAACGCGCAUCAGAUUGUUUCUAUUCCCUUCGAAAACGAGUGAAGGCGGUGGUGCGAGUCAGGGAGGUCUGGCUCGGUGUAAAGCGGUGGCGGAUACUGAUUGGCUCGGAAGAGAAGAGUCCAAGCCUGUGCUGACUCAUCCAAAGACUGAAACGUGGUUCGUAGACGCGUUAAAGAGCGCGGAGAUGAUGCUGACUGGGCGAGAUCUUAGUGGAGAUGUUAACGGACAGGAGUCUAUGACGCAGGAGACCAGUUCGAACUUAGGCUCCACGUCAUCCUCGGCUUCUUCGAGCAAUUUACCUCCGGUGAAAAGGUCCGGCGAGGGCAUUUCUCAGGUCAAAUAUUCUCCGGUAGAAUCAGUGACAAGAGACGAAGAAGCAAGUCCUCUAAUUGCGUUUAGUUCAAGUGCCAUCACCCAAAUCUCUUCUCACGAGCUACCAACACGUCCUCAUGUUUUGGAAAACAAAUUAUCUUCUAACAUGUACGAGGCUGAGCUAAACAAACCAGUUCCAGUUCAAGUCCCAGUUUCGGGGUAUCCACCAUAUCUUAACCAAUCUCAACAACAGCAUACCCAUGUCGUUUACACUGGACAGCCUUACAUUACUGGAACCUCACCUAUUACAUUGCCUGCCACAACAUAUCCUCACACAAACCACCUACAGUAUCAACUCCCGCCACAGCCAUACCCAAUCUACUACAGUCCAGUUGAUCAGUACAGUUCAAGGCACGUUCAAGCACCACCUGUGAAACACAACAAUGUUUUAAACACCCACCAAGUUGAUUUCCCAAUGGUUCGCACCAGCAGCCCUCUAGCUACAGAGUUGUCCUCACAUAUAUACCCUCCUCCACCCAAACCUGUUUUAAACACCCACCAAGUUGAUUUCCCAAUGGUCCGCACCAGCAGCCCUCUAGCUCCAGAGUUGUACCCUCCACCCAAACCAGUUGAUUCCUCGGUACAAACAUCAAGUGAAGCUGUCCUUAGAGAUGAUCACAUCUAUAACAUUGAUCACCUCGAUGACGAUACAGUUUGUGCUCAGAUUUACAAAACUCAGCCACCAGCUCCCAUAAUACCGUCUCAGUUACAAACCAUGAUGCUGACUGAAGCUCUCGGUAAGCUACGCAUCCAUAAUGGUUGAGAGAGUAGUAAAAAAACAAUUAUCAUGUUGAUGUAGUUUCAAGCAUUUGGUUUUACAGUUUUGUUUUGGUUCCCUCACACGCAUGGUUCUGCCUUUUUUUUUUUCUCUCAGUCAACGUGAUCCUUGUUUCACGCACUUUGUUGUUGUAAUACUAUAUCACAUGAUGAUCAGAUGUCUUUUUAUCUUUCCAGAUACAUUCUGUAAAGAAAUUUGUUAUAUCGUUUAUUUCUUUUUGUUUGCCCGGGUAAGAAUUUGUUGAUAUCCAUAAGUUGAUUCUACUGUAUUUGGAUGAUUUUAUAGUUAAUCUUGUUUUAUAGAGUUAUUCUUGGAUCCACCCCUAGUAUGAACCUCUAGAUUCACCAACCAAUAGGACUUCAUUAUUUCAAAUUCGAUAUUUUUUAAAAAAGGAAACAAAAUAUUGUCAAGAUAUAUUAUGUUUUUAAAAUAAAAAGGUUAAAAAAUUAGAAAAAAAUAGUAGUUACAGAAAAACAAAUUAAAAAAAAAAAAUAUUUUUAUCGUCGUCAUCAAAACACUAAACCCUAAAUCCUAAUCCCUAAACCCUAAAUCAUAAACCCUAUAAACCCUUGGACAAACUCCAAACCCUUGGAUAAUUCCUACUCUAAAUCAAAAACACUAAAUCUUAAAACCCUAAACCCUAAACCGUAAACCCUUGAGUGUUUAGUGUUUUUGAUUUGAAGUUUAAGAUUUAUCCAAGAGUUUAAGAUUUUCCCAAAGGUUUAGGAUUUAGGAUUUAGGGUUUAGGGUUUAGAGAUUAAGGAUUAGGGAUUAGGAUUUAGGGUUUAGUAUUUUGCUAAGAAUGUUAAAAAUAUAUAUUUUUAAUUACUACUUUUUUAAUUUAUUUAUUUUAACCUUUUUAUUUUAAAAAUAUAAUAUAACUUAUAGCUUGAGAAAAUAUUUUGUUUCUUUUUUUAAAAGAUUUCGAAUAUAAAAUAAAAUAAUCCUAUUGGUUGGUGAACCUAGAGGUUCACCCUAGGGAGUGAACCCAAGAAUAAGUCUGUUUUAUAUGUAUUAGAAAAUCUCAAAGAUUACGAGAUCGAGUAAAAUAUAUUUCCAUCUAACUAUUAUGAAAGUAGCAUUAAUGUUUUGAUUAGGUUUCUUAUUCUAUCAUGUAAGAACAUGUUAUAAAGUUAUGUAAUUUGUAUAAAUAAGCAUGUAAGGGUAAGGCUAAAGAACAAAAUGAAAAAAAAAAAAUUUACAGUACUUAGUUUUUAUCCAAACAUAUGAUAGUAUUAGAGUCACCCGAUGUUGAGAACAUUGUGGAUGUUGUUCCUACGAUUGUUUUUUUUUUUUUUUGGUAUACUUUCCUACGAUUAUUCAUACUUGAGUGUGAAGGAUAGAGUUAAUGAAUGAUUGAAGUUCACAUCGAUAGUUGAAAAAUUAAUGGAGUAAUAUAUAAAGAGUUAGGAUAAAUACACUUAUAAGUUAUAACCACUUGAUAUAAAUUGGAAGUUCAUCUAGCCUUACAAUAUGUGAAUAUGUUAACUUCAUAAAGCAGUUCAAAAUAUAGUGGUUUGGUUGUGAACAUGUUUCUCAAGUUAAGAGUUACAUAGGAAUUAACAAAAUGGUGGGUCAUAUUGUUGAAUGCGGCUCUGAUGUAAUGACCAAGAUCAAUCACAUGUUCCUGAAUCGUAUCCUACUGAGAUUUUGAUGUAUAUAGUUUUGUGUCGGUUUAGCUUGGAGCUUUUUAAAACAUGUAAAAAGUUUUUGAAUUGAAUAAAUUUAACAUUUAAAACAAAAUAACUGGUAGCUGCUAAAAGGCAUAACAAAGCAUUUUCCUGUAUUUUGUUUCCUUACAAACAUAUAAAAUGUUUAUGAGAUCUUAUCGUUCUGUGUUUUCUAGCUGCGAUGAUAAGAUUUGCAGUCCAGACUAGUAUAUACUCUCUAGGAUUUAAUUACUUUAAAUCGAGAUUGUGAACAAGAACAAGUGGAGAAAAGGUCCAAAUUACAAUAAAUAAAGAAAUUU